AUGACCGACUCGACUAGCUAUACUGGCAUACCUCUGUCUGGAUCGGACAACUAUACCGCACUAUCCGGCAGUGAGGAGACUUAUUCCAUGCCAACCGGCACUCAAUAUGACACCUCUGGCACCUCCCAACAAGCCGCCCAGCUAGCAAACCAUCAUGGUACUGGAAUCGUACCUCAAAACUACGGUUUUGGUCAGUACAUGCUGACGCCUCAGUCAAAUACAGGCCAGAUGCACCAGGCAGUACAUCAUAACGGCAUGGCGGGAUACGCACCUAUGCAGGAAGGUUAUACGAACUGGAAUCUACCUCCAUCGAACCAGAUAAUUCCACCCGCUCAGAACUUCCUUCCGCCUCUCGGCCAGACCCUCAUCUCAACAACGGAACUUACACGGUUGCAGGACAAUUUCUCGAGCACGAUGGAGAAGGUGAACGUGGCGAUCAAUAGGCUAGAGAAGUUGGAGGCCGAUGUAAUCGCACUGAAGCAGAAGGAUUCGGAAGUUGGUAAGGCUCGGAAGGGGAAAAAGAGUGGAGAGGGCGAUGCAGACGGACCUCGACCUUCGACAGAGGCAGAGAAUUUUGUACAAGCCAAGUUUCAGUCUGCUGUCGGUAUCAGCAACCCUGUGGGCAGAGGUAAGAAGUGGGCCAUACCACCACCUCUUGAAGCGGACGACGCACCACGCAUGAACGCAACGGGUACCACUCGUCUCUGGAAUCCGGACUGGAGACAGUCGUCGACUACGUCGACGAACCAGGAGUUCAUUGAUCAUUUAGUGGAGUUGCUUCUGUCGGAGGAAGAACAUAAGGAUGAGGAUAAGCGUUUACUUUCGAACUUGCCAUCAGGAAAGUGUAAGAAGAUGGUGACCACCUACUUCAACAACACCGCACGGCGUUGGAAGAGUGAGAACUUUGAGGCGAGUGGUGAGAAGGCGAAGGCAAAUGAAGCACGUACUCGUCGUCAACUCCGUAAGAAGCGGGCUGCUACAAAAAUGCGUCAGGGAGCCCAAGUUCUUGCGGAGAAGCUGGGUGAUACCGCGUGUGUUGGCAUUGACGAACUUAUACAUACGGAGUGGAUGGACUCACAGCAUAGUACAUCCGGUGAAGCUAAUGACGAGGAGUGGGAGAAUCGCAGGGUGGCAAUGGGCGGAGGGGCAAAUCAGAAGGGUAUAGAAUUGCGACAAAAGGAAUGGGUCUCGCCUUGGUUACGGAAGCUAUGGGGAUACAUGCUUUCCGUUGCCCGUGAGGCAGAUGAACAAGCAAAAGCUAGACCAGCAAGCAAUCAGGAGCUCAUGAGAUUUCGUGGGCCUUCUGCUAAUAGUAACACAAGUGCACCACCGAUGGCGACGAACCUCAAGCCUUGCCGUAACUGUGUUCGCGACUCCUGGGCAGAAGCUCAUCCCCACCACGUCUUCCCCAGCGCUAACACGACACAUACAGCGAUGCAGAUAGAUGUCGCGAUGGCCGUUCUUGAUCCUCGGUAUGUGGCAUACUAUGAGUGUGAUGCGGAUGAUGAGGGUGAAGUAAUGUAG
This is a messenger RNA of Stereum hirsutum FP-91666 SS1, 1524 nucleotides long. RefSeq lists its product as uncharacterized. NCBI's taxonomy places the organism in Eukaryota, Fungi, Basidiomycota, Agaricomycetes, Russulales, Stereaceae. The coding region runs from base 1 to 1524 and encodes 507 amino acids. The record is from RefSeq and is a predicted model, not a curated record. The transcript is spliced from 7 exons.